CCUACACCUGUUGGGCCCGGUGUGAAGCGGUUCCGACCUCAGCCUUCCAGCUUCGACGCAGAGGAAGCGACUACCCCCACGGCGUCAAUCUUUGACCGUCAACGAAGAGACCGUAGAAGGCUGAAGCGAGACACCUGUUCCCGCUUCGACGCAUAGAGGAAGCUACUAUCGUCCGCGUCGAUCGUUGACGGCUUCCAUAUCCAUAUCCCCAUUCCAGAGUAUGAAUUAUGAAGCACUGAACCCCAGCAAGCGGAUUGUUAAGCUCUAUCAGUGCCGAACCCAUUGAGAUUACCAAGUUGUUAAUUGUUAUCCGGUCAAUAGAACCCGCGUUUUUGAAAGAUUAUCUGACCCUACUUGACCCGUCCCACCCUAGCUAAUACUUUGCAGUUUAGCUGAAAAAGAUGGGGAAGAAGAUACAGAAGCAUUGCGUGGAGGAUUUCAACACCUUGAUAUGUCAAAUGAAGAAGCAAGAGAAGGAGCUUAGGCUCAAAAGAAGGUGGUUAUUGGGUAUAACUUUAUCACGAUCAGAGAUGAGUCGACUAGAGUUGCUUCUUCCACCACAGGACAAGUUUGUACCUGAAUCAGUGCUUAGAGAAGAUGAUUUAAGUUAUGAGAGCAUCAAAACAUUUGUUGAAGAGACACUCGGAAUGCUUAAAGAGACUGAAAGGAAAAAUUAUGUGACUGAAGAAGAAAUACGACUCUUUGACUCACCAGACAAGGAUACAAUAAAGUAUAUCAUCUCCUUGCUAGAUGAAAUGACCAACAAAGAGCUAUUCUCUCUUACCAAGAUUUUGACAAAUGGCUCUGUUCACUUCCUCAAAACAAAAAAGAAGAUGAAAAAUAUUAUCCAAGAGUUUCUACCUAGACUUUUUGAAUCUCAUGAUGACCAAAGCCGAAUCAAAUUGACGCAAGUCAAACAACUCCUUACAAAUCCAACCCAGUCAUUCCGUACUGCUAUUAUCGAUGUCCUUUCUAGGCUUGAGGAACUCUCUUUUGUCACACUAGUUGCAAUGCAUCGAAAUCUCAGAGGGGUCAAGGGAUUCACUCCAAAAUCACAACACAAUAAGCCUGGCAGGUCUCUUGAGAGCUUGAUUAAACAAAUAAGGAAAAUAUCAAUGAAAUUGUUGCAAAAAUUCAGGGAUGGAGACGAACCACCAAGGCCCUUGGUAAAAGCUUUAUCAGUUGCAUACUUGGUGUUAAACCCAGAAUUGAGAAAUGUUUUCUCUAAUGUUUCACCUGAUAUAGAGAAGCUACAAACUGAUAUUAUGAGUGCUAUUAAAUUGGUCAAAGCUAAAAGGAAAGUGAGCCGCAUAGAAUUGGAAAAAUGCAUACUUAUGCUCGACCCGGAGUUUAAACAAAAAGCACCAGAAAAAAGUUUUCGUGCGCGUAUUGUACUGAAGAAUUUGUUGACUGCAUAUCUUUUAGAGUGCUGCAAUAUGGACACUAUACCAGAACGUUUGCUAGAAACAGUUAGAUUUAUUAUUGAUAUAUCUGAGAAGAAAAGCGCAUCCUGCACUGGCAAAACUAGUGGACGGGCGACCAGAGCCCUGGCCUGGUCUCAUCCUAAAUGUGGAGCCUUGUCUACGCCCAUGCCAACCUGCAGAACCUUUUCAGACGAGGAGGUACAGGAAGAAGUACACCUGUUGCUGAAUUUGAGUGCUCAGGCUAAGCAGAUAGUGUGGAAUUUUCUUCCAGAAAAUAAAUUUGACAAAGAUUUUGCUGAUGCAUACAUGGAUGAUGAUUAUGUUGAAGAGUGUUGUUAUGAUGGAGCAGGAGGCGGCUCUGAGUUUCAAGACUCCAUCUCAGGUCGUACUAGAUAUUAUAGUAAUAAUAACAUUGAUGAUAUAAAUUGCCAAUCAGAAAGUGUUGGUGAGACCAUCCCGGUUGAUGAUCCCAAAUCACCAGUCUCUUCAAGCCCUGCUGAAGUUCAUUCUCAUAAUUCAAGGUUGUCAAGCGCUGAUGCACUUUCCAAAAUUUCGUCUUGUAAUGGAGGUUCAGAAAAAUAUGAUGAUGAUGUGUUGAUGGAGAAUGCAUACCUCACUAUCCAAGAAGCGUGUGAUGAAACAAGCAUGUUUGCGUAUUCAUUUGUUGGCCAUGUGUUGAAUGGAUUGGACAAAUUAGAGAUGGCCCUUCAUGCUAAUGCAUCAGAUCCCACGAGGACUAUGUGUGAAGAUGGUGUGGGUUCCGUUGUGAUGAAUGCACUUGAACUUCUAGCGCCUUCAUUUCCUAUCAGAGGCAAAGAGGAAUUGAGAGUGUUCAUGGGUCUAUAGGGAAGGGAGGGUGGGAAAGAAUCAAUCGCCCAUGCAGAAGCAGGAAGCAGAGAAAAAGUUAUAUUCAAGUUGGUCUUUUUAGUUAUCAUCUUGUGAUUGUGAUUAGGGGUGUGCACCGGUCCAAAACCGGACCGGACCGGACCGGACCGGAACCGGUUAGGACCGGAACCGGAAUCAUCAUUUUCUAUGGACCGAAGACCGGACCUGAAUCUAACCGGUCCGGACCGGUCCGGACCUGAAUUUUCCGGUCCGGUCCGGGUUUGACCCUAAUUGACCCGGUUUUAAAAAAAGACAUACGGAGUAUUAUCUUAGAGUGUUCUUUGUCGACCCCAAAUUUUUUAGGAAUAAGACUUGGAUGUUGUUGUUUCAAACUAUAAUUUUAUAUGCGGAUAUGCUAAAUAGACUAAAUAAUUGUUUAGCUCAUUUAUUAAUUUUGGAAUAUAGUCAUCAAAACUAUUCAAUCGUAACAAUUAGUAUCCCACAAUAAUUAAAACUACAAUCUUCUGUGUAUUAAAUUGGCAAAAUUUAUUGUGGGGUAAUAAAAACUAAAUUACGUCCAAAAAUAUACUACAUAUAAAAUACAUACACACCUGCAAAUAAAGAAACAAAUAAAAAGCGAUUUGGAAAAAUCAAACAAAUAUAAACUACGAUCAAUAAAAAACUUAGGACCUGCUACAUAAAAAAAAAUUAUAAACAACUUAGGAAAUAAUUAGACACCAAAUACACACUCCGUAUAUAUUCGUUUAUAUAACAAAAGGCAAAAAUAAGCCAUAAACAUAGUAGUAAGCCAAAUAUAAAUUGACUAAUGAUUCAAAACGAAGUAUAUAUUUUAUGGAACAAUCGGUUACCGGUCUAUUCCGGUCCGGACCUGUUUUUUCCGGGUUUGACCCGGACCGGACCGGAAACCCGGAAUCUUGAAAAACUAAGGACCGAAACCCGGACCGGUUAAUACCGGUCCGGUCCGGACCGGGUCAAUCCGGUCCGGUUCAGGUCUAAAAUACGGUCCGACCCGGUUAAUGCACAGCCCUAAUUGUGAUUGAUUGGGAAGAAAGCUAUAUUUUGAUCUUAUCAAAGGCAAUUUUUUCUAUGUUUAAGUCUUAGCCUAUUUGCUAACAUUGAUUCUAUUGGCAAUUAAUGAAGUUCUAGCUGAAUUGACUGGAUUGGCCGUUUAUGCUCAUUCAUGA
Messenger RNA from Cuscuta epithymum, 3454 nucleotides. NCBI's taxonomy places the organism in Eukaryota, Viridiplantae, Streptophyta, Magnoliopsida, Solanales, Convolvulaceae. The record is from the annotation of a GenBank genome assembly.